Molecule: messenger RNA, 6521 nt
Organism: Solea senegalensis (Senegalese sole)
Lineage: Eukaryota; Metazoa; Chordata; Actinopteri; Pleuronectiformes; Soleidae
Gene: f5
Product: coagulation factor V
Exons: 26
Coding region: 46-6120 (2024 amino acids)
Molecular function (GO): oxidoreductase activity; copper ion binding
Source: RefSeq, a predicted model, not a curated record
UGUCAGUGACAGAUAAAGCACACAGUCGACCUCGUCGUUUCUCAGAUGACAGUUUUUCCCUCUCAGAAGAAGCAGAAGUGUGAAGCAGACAUGAGGCUCGUGUGCUGGGCUGCAGCUCAGCGUCUCCUGCUGCUCGUCCUGGUUCUUGAGACCUUUCUUCACGUCAGAGCAGAGCAGCAUCAAACCAGAGAGCGACAUUAUUACAUCGCUGCUGUCGAGCUCGACUGGAAAUACUGGGACAGUGACGCACACAGGUUUGGUCCCGCCUAUAAGAAAGUGGUGUUUCGGGAGUAUGAUGAAGGCUUCAGGCAGGCGAAGACUCAUCCCACCUGGUUAGGUCUUCUUGGACCCACGCUGAGGGCCGAGGAGGGCGAGACCAUUGUCGUCACUUUCAGGAACAUGGCCACCGGAGCUCACAGCCUCCACCCACACGGGGUCGCUUACGGGAAACAGUCCGAGGGUGCUCACUACUUUGACAACACGUCACAGAAGGAGAAAGAGGACGACAUCGUGCAGCCGGGCGGCGAACACGUCUAUUACUGGGAGGUGACGUCGGCCGUCGCGCCGCAGAAAAGUGACCCCGCCUGUCUGACCUACACCUACGUCUCACACCAGGACGUUGUCCAGGACUACAACUCAGGUCUCAUCGGGACUUUGCUCAUCUGCAAGCGCGGCAGCCUGGACGAGGACAGGAAGCAGAUCAACGUCCACCACGAGUACGUGUUCCUGUUCGGGAUCUUUGACGAGAAAGAGAGCAGAUACAAAGUCGCGAGCGGAUACGCGACGGACGACCACGUCAAACACACCAUCAAUGGAUACACACACGGAUCACUUCCUGACGUCAGCGUGUGCGCUCACGCCUCCGUCAGCAUCCACCUGGUGGCCAUGAGCUCGGAGGCCGAGGUGUUCUCGGUGCACAUGAACGGUCAGGUUCUGCAGCAGAAUGGACGCAAGAUGUCCUCCGUGGGUCUCAUCAGCGGCUCCACCGCCACCGCCGGCAUGGUGGCCGUUCACCCGGGUCGCUGGAUGCUGUCCUCACACACCAGCAAACACAUCGAAGCUGGUAUGCACGCGUUCGUGGACGUGAAGUCGUGCGAUGACUUUGAGGCGCCGCGGCGACGCAUGACGAUAGCACAGAGGAGAGAGAGCAGGCAGUGGAAGUAUUUCAUCGCUGCCGAGGAGAUACUCUGGGAUUACGCUCCAAAUAUGCCUGAACACAUUGAUGAGGACUUCAAGCACCUCUACUUGAAACAGUCGCCAACACGGAUAGGACAGAGGUACAAGAAGGCCGUGUACACGAUGUACAAGAACGAGUCGUUCACCGAGAGGAUGGAGACAAAGCAGAGGAAGAACGAGCUCGGGAUCCUGGGCCCCGUGAUCAGAGCACAAAUCAGAGACGUCAUCACGAUUGUUUUUAAAAACAUGGCGUCCCGGCCUUACAGCAUCUACCCACAUGGCCUCACAAUAGAGAAGUCAGAGGAGGGAGUCAACUACCCAGAAGGAGGCAACCACUCUCAUGGCGUUCAGCCGGGGGAGACAUACACGUACGUGUGGAGAGUGGUGGAAGAGGAUGAGCCUUUGGAGGGAGACUCGCGGUGUCUGACGAGGAUGUACCACAGUGCUGUGGACACACCGCGAGACAUCGCAUCAGGACUGAUCGGACCGAUCCUCAUCUGCAAGAGUCAGUCCCUGAACGUCAGGAACGUGCAGCUGAAAGCAGACAAAGAGCAGCACGCUAUGUUUGCUGUGUUUGAUGAAAACAAGAGCUGGUACCUGGAUUACAACAUUCGCCGCUUUAGUGAUCCGACCAAAGUCAACAAGGCAAACUCAGACUUCUACAAGUCCAAUGUCAUGCACACAAUUAAUGGUUAUGCUUUCGAGAGCGGCGAACUCUUGGGUUUCUGCAAAGGUGAGAUAGCAACGUGGCACUUGUCGAGCGUUGGAGCGCAGGACUACAUCCAGACUGCGACGUUCUACGGCCAUCCGUUUGAGCUGAACGAGCGGACCGAGGACUUUCUAAGCCUCUACCCCAUGACCGGAGAAACCAUCACGAUGGCCAUGGACAACAUUGGGGUCUGGCUCAUGGCUUCCCUGAAUUCCCAUGAAACAACCAAAGGGAUGCGUUUGAAGUUCCAGGACGUUGAGUGUUUUCGUGACUCUGUGUACGAGUAUGACGAUGAACCAGCAACAGUCAUAGAAUUUACAGUGUGGAAGCCUCCGACCUUGGAAGACAUCAUGAAGGAAGACCAAGCGACUCCGGAACCUGAAACAAAAGCAAAAGGAGCAAAAACAUCUAUAGAUGAUUACACGGACAAGUGGGCAGAGCAAUGGGGCAUCAGGUCCCUGAAGAGCCAAUCUGUGGACUCAGACAUGGAGAAGCUGGACCUCUCUUUUCUCGACUAUGAUGCUGUGGAUGUGCCAGAUGGUGAUACAAAUGUUAACUUCAACAGGACAAAGAGUAAAAAUGAGACAUUUGUUAUUACAAAGCUAAAAACACAAAACAAAACGUUUUCCAAUUUGAUGGAGGUGGACAGUAUAAAUGUCACCGUGGUAAAUCUGCAGCACCGAAGCAUGAGUGAGAACACAACACAAAUACAUACCGCAACUUCUGCUAGCAAUUCUUCCAUGAUCAUAACAGAGAACACAACUGACUCUAAUAAAAUGUUUGAUACAAAGAACACAACAGCCCACAAUGCUACGGCUUCAUCACCUGCUGGAAAUGUAUCUCGAGAGAUGACUAAUUUUAUGCUAUCAAAACAAGAAGCCACCAAUGUUACGCUACCGAAACAAGAAGCCACCAAUGUUACACUAUCAAAACAAAAAGGCCACCAAUAUUUGCGCUACCAAAACAAAAAGCCACCAAUAAACAAGGGCCACCAAUGUUCGAUAAAACAAAAAGCCACCAAUGUUACGAUACCAAAAAAAGAAGCCACCAAUGUUACGAUACAGAAACAAGAAGCCACCAAUGUUACGAUACCAAAACAAGGAGCCACAAAUGUUACGCUACCAAAACAAGGAGCCACCAAUGUUACGAUACCGAAACAAGAGCCCACCAAUCUUACACUUCCAAAACAAGAGCCCACCAAUGUUACGGUAAAUUUGCAAGGAAUUGCUAAUGUCACAGUAUUGUCAGCCGGAAAUGCAACUUCCCACUUGGAGACUGAUAAAAUCAACGGAACCGUGACUGGAGAUAACCAGACAUCUGUGGACACAACAAUGACAGAAGACUCAGAGGAAAGACUCACCAGAGGAGAUGUGUUCUCAUACUCUCCACCUCUAUCCAAUUACAGCACCAGCACUCCCAACAAUUUAACUGAGGGCAAUGUGUCUGUUUCCACUUCAGCAAUUAAACAUGUGAAUGUGUCAGCAAAUGCAACGAACCAUUCAUUGUCCAUGCCAGAGAUUAGAGGGAUUAACAGAACAAGCAGAUACAACCUGACCAUCCUUGAGGUGGAGAAGAAAGACAACAUAACCAGUGAGAACAUCACAGCUCCUGCAGAAAGCUUCUCCAAUACGACUCUGGAUUUGUUUAACCUGACCGUCUCCAGCAGUGGCGUAAACACAGAAAGUUCUGAGGAGCUCAGUUCCCUGGAGAGCAGAGAGGAAGUGCUCAUCUACCUCAAAGAAAACAACACAGAAGUGAUCAAAACCACCUCGGCCAAAAUACAAGGUUACAACUGGACUUAUGAUGGAACUCACCAAAUGGAGCCCAUGGAGAUUCCUGACCACAUGGUGAAAUAUUUUGAGAAACAAGCCCUUCAAACAACACCAGCUCCAAAAAGGAAGCUCAAGAAGGUGAACUUGCGACACAAGCCCCAGAUUGGUGAAGGCAUGAAAACAAGGAGGAGGAAGGUCUACAAGCCUCAGGUCAGGAGCGGUUUACCGUUCUCUCCUCGUGGAUUCAAUCCGGCCAUGACUCCGCGUGGGGCACGACCCAGCGUCCCACAGCCUGUAUCCGAUGAGGAUGAGCUCAUCAACGUGCCUGUGGUCAUCGGUGUGCCCCGGCCAGAUUUCAGUGAUUAUGAGCUGUAUGUUCCCGGGGAUGAACCAAGUCAUCUAGGGCUGGAUGAGGAAGACUUGAAAGCAAAUGAAUAUGAAUAUGUGACCUUCAAAGAUCCCUACAGCAGCCAUGAGGACUUAAAGGGUCUGAGUCUGGAUGAGACAACAAAAUACUACCUUAAGGAUUUAGGCCCAAACGUGAAGACGUAUUACAUCUCAGCAGAAGAGGUUGAGUGGGACUAUGCUGGCUACGGACAAAAGAGGCAGGACAAAAUGCAACAAAACACCCAAAAAACAUCGUUCACCAAGGUGGUUUUCCGGGGUUACAUGGACAGUAGUUUCAGAACACCAGACAUCCGUGGAGAGAUGAAUGAGCAUCUCGGCAUCCUGGGACCAGUCAUCAAGGCAGAGGUUGGACAAAGCAUCAUGGUGGUGUUCAGGAACAAUGCCAACAGGCCGUACUCCGUUCACCCAAAUGGGGUUGCCUACACCAAGCGGACAGAAGGUCUCUCUUAUGAGGACGGAUCCACAUACUGGUACAAAUUUGAUGAUGAAGUUCAACCAAAUACCACCUUCACAUAUCUGUGGAAGGUCGAUGCAAAGGUCGGCCCAUUGCCAGAUGAGUCUGACUGUCGGACCUGGGCAUACUACUCAGGUGUUAAUCCUGAAAAGGACAUUCACUCUGGUUUGAUUGGGCCUUUGCUGGUGUGUCGGAAAGGAACCCUGGACAGGAACUUACCAGAUGUGCGGGAGUUCAUGCUGCUUUUCAUGACCUUUGAUGAGUCGCAGAGCUGGUACUUUGAGCAGAACAUCGAGAUAAUGCGGAGGAAAAGCCGUCGAAGGAUCAUGGUACCCCGUGCCGAGGACGACUACAAGUUCCACUCCAUCAACGGUAUCAUAUACAACCUGAAGGGCCUGAGGAUGUACACUAACCAGCUGGCACGCUGGCACCUGAUCAACAUGGGUGGUCCCAAGGAUUUCCACAGUGUCCACUUCCACGGACAGACGUUCCUCCACAAGCAGACCACGAGCUACAGACAAGCUGUGUUCCCACUGUUGCCUGGGACCUUUGCUACUCUGGAGAUGUAUCCGUCCAGACCUGGCCUGUGGCAACUGGAGACAGAGGUUGGUUUCAACCAGAAAAAGGGCAUGCAGACACUCUUCCUGGUUCUAGAUAACGACUGUUACCAUCCACUGGGUCUCCAAUCGGGCAGCGUGAAAGAUGACCAGAUCACAGCCAUCAACACCAGAGGAUACUGGGAGCCCCAUCUUGCCAGAUUGAACAAUCUGGGUAAAUACAACGCAUGGAGCACGGACCAGAAGCACAGCUGGAUCCAGGUGGACUUCCAGCGGCCGGUUGUGAUCAGUCAGGUGGCCACGCAGGGAGCCAAGCAGCUCUUCAGUUACCAGUAUGUGGUCCAGUACCUGAUCUCCUACAGCACGGACCGCCGCAAGUGGAUCUUCUAUAAGGGCGACAGCAAGGACCUCAGAAAGGUGUUCACUGGGAACAGGGAAUCCUACGAGACCAAGAAAAAUACCUUCUUUCCUCCAAUAAUUGCACGCUUUGUCAGGCUCCACCCCACCGACUGGUACAACAAAGCCACAGUUCGCAUGGAGUUCUACGGCUGCGAGCUCGAUGGCUGCUCGGUUCCUCUGGGGAUAGAGAACGGACUCAUCGAAGACCAUCGUAUAACUGCGAGCUCUGCGGCCUCCAGCUGGUACUCUGGACCCUGGAAACCGUCCCUGGCGCGGCUCAAUGCGCAGGGCUCCGUCAACGCAUGGCAGGCUAAGCACAGUGACAGGAACCAGUGGCUGCAGGUGGAACUUCCUCACGUGCAGAAGAUCACAGGUAUAAUAACGCAGGGAGCCAAGUCUCUGGGCAAAGAGAUGUACGUCAUGUCGUACUCUCUGCAGUACAGCGACGACAACGCUCACUGGAACCAGUACACGGACGACGACGAGCUCCCGUUCAAGACGUUCCCUGGAAACACGGACAACAACAUGCACGUGAAGAACUACAUCUACCCGCCCAUUUUCUCUCGCUUCAUCCGCAUCAAGCCCAUCAGCUGGAUGAACUCCAUCACCAUGAGAAUAGAACUGCUGGGCUGUGAAUUUGAGUGACACACACACACACACAUACACACACACACACACACACACAUCUGUACUGAAUAAUCCAUGUCAGGUCAACCAUACAAAAGAAAACAUAAUACAUAAUAAUGUAUGUGUAUGUGUCAUUUAUAUAAAGGAUGCUGUUCCAUAAAUGAGGAAAUAUCAUUUUAUUUCUUGCCAGAUCUAAUUGUAACCAAACAGAAACUUUUUUAUUUUAUUUUUAUUUUUAUUUUUAUUAUUUAGAGACAGGCUGUUUAAAACGCUGAAUCAUGCCAUAAACAUUAAAGUUUAUAAAUAAAUAAUAUUAAAGAUAAAUAUUAAAGUGAUAGUUCAGGUUUGAGUUUGGCUUUUCAUCCUGCGUCAGCUGGGAUUGGCUGAAUCUACGUCAGUUUAAGUCUACGAUGUCUUUA